AUGACUGACUUUCUCGCCACAAACCCUCUUACCCUCUCAGCUGCUGAAUCUCCAAGAUUCCCCUGCCUCAAUUCACGCCAAACUCCUCCACCAAGAAUCCAACUUAACCCAAAUUCCCGCGUCACCUUCUCUUCUAAACCAUCCAAAACCAGUUGCAAUAACAAGAGUGUCUCUUGGGCAAUCAGCUCCCGCUCCAAUGAAGACCCAUCAAAGGGCUAUAGCUUUUACAACGAACUUGAAUUUGAGGAUAUAAAGGAAAAGACUUUUGGAUUGGAGAAAAACCCCGUUGGUGAAGAUUUCCCCACUAAAACUGGGUCUGUGCCGUUUGAUGGAGUGGAAGGUGGUGAUGGUAAAGGAGAGGGUGAUUUGGUUCGGGUUCAAGGGGAUGCAGAUGGGGAUGGUUUGAAGGAAGAUGAUUAUGAUGAUGAUCAAGGUGAGAAUGAGAAAUUUGGAGGUAAACUCAAAGUCAGAAGAGGUAAGCAGGUAAUUAGAAGGUCGAAUUUGUUGGCCAAGCAGGUGAUCAGCAUUCGCUCUGCCCUUAGCAUGGGGUUUGUCUCGCAGCUUUGGGUGGACACCACCUCUUGGGUGGUGUUGUUUGUGGAGGUGAGGCCAAACUUGCUUUCUGGAGAUUCAGAAAAAUUCCUUCUGGAGGAUAUUAGCCAGGUUGGAGAUGUCAUCCUUGUCCAAGAUGAAAGUGUUAUAGAUAGUGAAUUUAAAAUGAUUGGAUUGGAGACACUGGUUGGAUACAAAGUUGUAACACCCUCUGGACGGAAUAUUGGGAAGGUGCGUGGGUAUACUUUCUGCAUCAAUUCAGGUGCUGUUGAAGAACUUGAACUUGAUUCAUUUGGACUAUCAAUUAUUCCAUCAAGUUUGGUGAGUACCUACUCCUUGCUGGCUGAGGACGUACUGGAAGUAGUAUCUGAUGCAGUUGUUGUGCAUGAAGCUGCAGCUUUACGCAUUCAAAGGCUUUCUAAGGGUUUUUUGGGCAAUCAGAAUGUAAGAACUUCAGUGGAUGAUGUUGAAGAUUAUGACUCUGAACAAUCUGAGACAUACGGUCAUAUUUCAAGGAGAAGAAAAAAAUUCGGAAGAAAGAAACCCAAUCAAAAAGAUUGGGUUGAUGAAGAUAAUUGGGAGCUUCCAAUGGACUAUCUCUGA
Molecule: messenger RNA, 1155 nt
Organism: Sphenostylis stenocarpa
Lineage: Eukaryota; Viridiplantae; Streptophyta; Magnoliopsida; Fabales; Fabaceae
Source: the annotation of a GenBank genome assembly